AUGGAGUUUGUCAUACGUUACACUUCGCCACAAGGAAAAGUUUAUUACUCACUUAGAGCAGCCUGCAUGGAUGAAAAGCAUNGUCGUCAAAUGUUCAACAUUUUUCACCCAGAUGAUCCUGUAGCAUAUAGAGUAGAACCACUUGUCUGUAAAGAGUUCCUCACCGUACGGCCAGUUAUUAUCCCUUACCAUAGAGGUGGAAAGAGGCUGCAUAUAUGGGUUCCAGGAAUUUACUUAAGAUGUAGCUGCUCGUUCUCAGGCAAUAGUGGACCAAUUCAACUCUGUAAGGGCUUUAGUACUUGCAGUUUGUCAAUCGAGAAAUGCAGAUGCCCUAGAAGGUAA
Messenger RNA from Pistacia vera, 342 nucleotides. RefSeq names its product phospholipase SGR2-like. Gene Ontology annotation, molecular function: metal ion binding; glycerophospholipase activity. Gene Ontology annotation, cellular component: cytoplasm. The record is from RefSeq and is a predicted model, not a curated record. The coding region runs from base 1 to 342 and encodes 113 amino acids. Lineage: Eukaryota; Viridiplantae; Streptophyta; Magnoliopsida; Sapindales; Anacardiaceae. The transcript is spliced from 4 exons.